UUCAGCACGUCGUAUAAAACCAGUACGAUCCGUUAUACCUUGACAGAGCUGGAAAAUCCUUGGCGCUUAAGCAGUCUUGUCGAAGCAACAAGAAGAACAUCGCACAAUUUCGUCAUUGUGAUGAAAAACGACUCACUGCUUGGAAGUAUCAUGUAUUUUGCGAUCUUUCUAUUAUUCGUGGGGAUAUCAAAUGCGAAACCCCUUGAUUAUAAAGACGUUGAAAAUCUUUUACCAACGGAACCUCAAACCACAAAUGAUACUUUAGCCGCCAUUGUACGGGAUCCAGUAGUACAAGAUGCUGUGCAAAACGCGGUUGGCAAUGGAUCCUUAGAAGGCUUAGUAGUAAAGAAGAAAGUACUUGUUAUGCCUGCCACUGAACCUACUAAGGUGGUGUCACAGCGUGAGCAGAUUCUUGUGGUUCCUAUGACGCAUUUAGAGGAUGUACGAAAAAAUAUCACAGAAACAGUGAAUGCAGCAACUGACGUUGACGGUUUGACAUCUACAGAUGUCCAAUCUUUCACCGAAAAUGAUGAGGAUGGAUACACGAACUCGGAAGGAAAAGAUAUUUCGUCUUAUACAUCGCAGCGUGAUGAUUUUUACGAAGUAUUAACUGAGACAUUUAAAACUACGCAGAAGCCAUUCGGUAUCGAUAACAUACCGCAAGAAAUUCCAUAUCUUAUGCCAAACCCGAGCCAGGGAAUAGCAUCCCCGGAACAUUCACCAUCCACAAUAUCGGUACCAAUCAUUGCGUUCUUCGAUCCCGCAAAAAUUUCUGAUGAUAAAAUUGACGUGCCGAUCGCGGCAGCAUUAUCAAGACAAGAUGAAGUUUUAAAAAAUCACUUAGAGAAUGGACGUGACGUGAUUCAACGAAAUGUUCAAAAUUACGUCGAUGAAAGCUCGUGGACAAUGAAUCCAAAUAAUUGGCAACUUCCGUCUUCUUCGGAGAUGGAAGUAUCAUCUUCGCUGUACGAGCCGAGUACGAAACAAACCAAGUACAUAAAUGAUAUUAAUACUGAAAAUUCGUUGCCAGUUACAAUAUCUCGUGUUGAUAUUGUACGACCACUCUUUUGGACUUCGGAUGCGGACAUUAACUAUUCCACAGAUCCACACGACAUGGAAGUCGCCGCAGAUAUUGUCUUCCGGCCACUUUUCAGAUACCGACAAGAGGUACAGCGGAGAACUUACAGAAAACCGACUUAUCAAAGAUAUAAUCGUUAUAAUUCUUACCCGAGACGUAAUUAUCGAUAUAGACCUCGAUAUUCCGACGAUUAUUAUUAAUAUUUAUAAUAAAAAUAAAUGAAUGUUGUCAUUAAAAAAAUAUAAUAAAAAUAAAUAUUUAUCUUUUAUAAUAUUGAUAACAAUAUAAAACAU
Molecule: messenger RNA, 1371 nt
Organism: Monomorium pharaonis (pharaoh ant)
Lineage: Eukaryota; Metazoa; Arthropoda; Insecta; Hymenoptera; Formicidae
Exons: 5
Coding region: 121-1278 (385 amino acids)
Source: RefSeq, a predicted model, not a curated record